AUGACUGCUAGCAGCAGCUGGGAGCAGCUGCUCUAUCUGUAUGGUGGAGACCAACCAUGGGAUUCGCUGCUAUGGGUCACUUCAGACGAUCGAGUUCGCGGAGGCGCCAGCAAGUCACACCUCUUCGUGGUGAAUCCCGAGAGGGCCCGCUUCUACGGCCAUCUCGACACCAAGACGCUGGGCGGUGCGGGUUUCGCAUCGCAGCAUAGCCUGGGCGUUCUGGACUGGGACCUGUCUGCGUACGACGGCAUCGUCGUCUCCGUGGCCCAGGCCGACGAGAAGCGAUAUGCCCUGACGCUCAAGGACGAGAUCCCGCCACGGAGGGAUGACGGGCGGCAGGAGGCGGGCAUCAGCUGGGAGGCGGUGUUCAAGGUGCCUCAGGAGGGAUCUCAGUACGACUUGAAGAAGGUCUAUCUGCCGUGGAGUGCGUUCAAGCCGACCUACCGAGGGAGGCCGAAGCCGGACGCGAAGCCGUUGGAUUUGAAACAUGUCAAGAGAGUUGGUCUGAUGAUGCGCAGUUUCUUUGAUGAGCAGGAUGGUGACUUCUCCAUUGACUUCCAUGCCAUUGCCGCGUGGAGAGAGGUUUCAGACGGCAGACCGGCAGAAGCAGCGGACCAGGGGGACGAGGAAGAAGACGAUCUGAAGGCUGCUACUCAGGCUGCGGCGGGGAAGGAGUUGCAGAGUCGCCGACGUGUUUGGCUUAGACGGUUACUUUGUGGUUUGAUUUGA
This is a messenger RNA of Trichoderma reesei QM6a, 729 nucleotides long. RefSeq lists its product as uncharacterized. Bases 1 to 729 code for a protein of 242 amino acids. Gene Ontology annotation, biological process: NADH dehydrogenase complex assembly. The transcript is spliced from 3 exons. The record is from RefSeq and is a predicted model, not a curated record. NCBI's taxonomy places the organism in Eukaryota, Fungi, Ascomycota, Sordariomycetes, Hypocreales, Hypocreaceae.